Molecule: messenger RNA, 2122 nt
Organism: Thamnophis elegans (Western terrestrial garter snake)
Lineage: Eukaryota; Metazoa; Chordata; Lepidosauria; Squamata; Natricidae
Gene: FBXW2
Product: F-box and WD repeat domain containing 2
Exons: 7
Coding region: 110-1699 (529 amino acids)
Molecular function (GO): protein binding
Source: RefSeq, a predicted model, not a curated record
GUCCUGGGUAGACCUUUCUAGGAAAAGGAACGGGCGAUGCGCAACUCGGGUAGAUAACAGUAACAGUAAAGUUGGAAGGGACCUUGGAGGUCAUCUAGUCCAUUUAUGUAUGACUUUUUACUCCCCCGAGUCUGGCUUCCCCGGACAAAACUCGACAACCGAGGCCGGGAGGACGCUCUACCCUCUCCAUCUCUACGGACUGCGCCGCUUCCUCUUCUUUCUGGAGACGCGGCGCGUGCGCGGGGAGAUGACGUCAGCGUCCCCGCGCCGGAAGCUCCCCGGCCAGGAGCUCUGCUGGGAUCCGGUGGCGGCAGGUAAAUGUUUCCAUUUCCUUAUGGAGAGGAAGGAGUUUGAAGCAUGGCUUGAUAACCUGUCUGUCACGUUUCUCUCUCUGGUGGACUUGCAGAAAAAUGAGGCGCUGGACCACCUGAUUGCCUUGAGCGGGGCCGCUCAGCUAAAGCACCUCUCCAACAACCUCGAGGCGCUUCUCAAGCGGGACUUCCUCAAACUGCUCCCGCUGGAGCUGAGUUUCUAUUUGCUAAAAUGGCUCGACCCGCAGACCUUACUCACCUGUUGCCUCGUCUCUAAGCAAUGGAACAAGGUGAUCAGCGCCUGCCUGGAGGUGUGGCAGGGGGCCUGUCGUAACCUCGGCUGGCAGAUUGAUGACUCUCUCCAGGAGGCCCUGCACUGGAAGAAGGUCUACUUGAAGGCCAUCCUGAGGAUGAAGCAGCUGGAGAACCACCAGGCUUUCGAGACCUCCUCGUUGAUUGGACACAGUGCCAGGGUCUACGCACUUUACUAUAAAGACGGACUCCUUUGUACAGGCUCAGAUGACUUGUCGGCCAAGCUGUGGGACGUGAGCACGGGUCAGUGCAUCUACGGCAUCCAGACCCACACCUGUGCGGCGGUCAAGUUCGAUGAGCAGAAGCUGGUCACCGGCUCCUUCGAUAACACCGUCGCCUGCUGGGAAUGGAGCUCGGGAGCCAAGACCCAGCAUUUCCGAGGCCACACCGGGGCAGUUUUCAGUGUGGAUUACAACGACGAACUGGAUAUCCUGGUCAGCGGCUCAGCGGAUUUCACGGUGAAAGUGUGGGCCUUAUCGACCAGCUUCUGCCUCAACACAUUGACCGGACACACGGAGUGGGUCACAAAGGUGGUCUUACAAGAGAGCAAAGUCAAAUCCCUCAUGCAUAGUCCUGGUGAUUACAUUCUUUUAAGCGCGGAUAAAUAUGAAAUCAAGAUCUGGCCAAUCGGAAGAGAGAUCAACUGCAAAUGUCUGAAAACCUUGACGGUUUCCGAAGACCGAAGUAUCUCUUUGCAGCCUCGGCUCCACUUCGACGGGAAAUACAUUGUGUGCAGCUCGGCAAUCGGGCUCUACCAGUGGGACUUCGCCAGCUACGAUAUCCUCAGGGUUAUCAAACCACCUGAAUUUGCAAACUUGUCCUUGUUGGGCUUCGGUGACAUUUUCGCCCUCCUGUUUGAUAAUCACUACCUGUACAUCAUGGACCUGAGGACAGAAAAAACAAUCAGCCGUUGGCCGCUGCCGGAAUAUCGGAAGUCGAAGCGGGGUUCGAGCUUCUUGGCGGGAGAGAUGGCUUGGCUGGAUGGCUUGGACGGUGAGAACGACAUGGGCUUGGUGUUCGCCACCAGCAUGCCUGACCACAGCAUUCACCUGGUCUUGUGGAAGGAACAUGGCUGAACUUGGCCAAAGACUCUGGAAGGUGGAUUUAUAUAUAUAUAUAUAUAUAUAUAAUAAAUAAAUAUAUAUAUAUAUAUAAAUAAUAAUUUAAAAAAAGAGAGAGAACGGAGACUGCCAGCAACGAAUCCAAGGGACGAUGCUUUGCAUGAACCAAAGUUAACAAGAGGUUUCAUCCUGCAACGCACAAUCGGUUUUUGUUUUUUUUUACCAUUUUUCUUUUCCAAUGCCAUUUUGGAAAGUAGCGGGAUGGGGAAGACGAACCCUCCCCGUACAGAAGUCUGUUGAAUUUCUUUCUUUUUUCUCAGAAUGAAGGUAUCCCAGCAUCUUAAUUGUUUCCACCAUUAUCUCUCUCUCUCUCACACACACACACACACAUAUAUAUAUAUAUAUAUAUUCGUGUUCAAAUAUAUCCAUUUGAGCAUA